UUGACACUAUUUAUUUUUUACCUUUGGUCACAGCCAUGUCAAAAGACGUUCGUCGCCUAUUUGCAGCCCAAAAGGCCGCCAAGAUUACAACAGCAGGAGCAGGCUCUACCUCACCAUCUCUCGCAUCGUCCUCAUCAUCCGCCAAACGAGUCACCCAUCCUCUUGCAAAAUAUGAUCCAAAGACUUUUCGUCUCACAUGUGCCAUUUGUGGCCCAGCUGUGUCCAUUAAAUCAGACAGUCUCUGGAAUGCUCAUUUGGUCUCUAAAUCUCAUCAGGAGGCGGUUGCAAAACUAAGGGCUGUCAAGGAGCAGGUGCAAAAGAAAGAAGCUGAGGCGGCAGAAAGACUUCGGUUACAACAAGAACAGCAAAAAGCACAAGGGCAGGCACAACAAGGCGUCAAGCGGAAAGCACCCGGAGGCCUUGUCGCGUAUGUAGACGACGAUAGCGAAAGUGAAAGCGAGGAUGAAAAGAAUGAGGCAUCGGUGACCAAGUCUUCUGUUCCUGCUGCGUCAGAAUCAAAGCGCGUUAAGAUUGACCAUAAUACUGUAGAAGAAGCUCAUAGACAGGCAGCUACUGACAUUGAGGAAGAGGAAGAUGCUAUGGCAGGUUUACCAGCUGGAUUUUUUGAUUCAUCAAGUGCAAAUACAGCUGUAGAAGGAAAGAAUGAUGAAGAGAACGGUGUCCAAGAAGCUGAACCUAUGGAUGGAGUAUUACCAGCUGGGUUUUUCGAUGAUCCUGAGGAGGAUGCUAGAGCUCGAGUAGACAUUGGAGGGGCGACAGCUAAUCAGCAACAGCGUCAAGCUGAUGAGGAAUUUAAAGCACUGCAGGCAGCGCUGGCUCAAGAUAUGGAAGAACUGGAAGAGCAGGAGGCAGCAUUACGUUCAGGACAGGCAGUGGUAUCAGUGGCAUCAACAGCAACGCAGGGCCCACAGACCUCAAGUGAACAUAUUCCAUACGAAGAGAAGGUUGAGCUAGAGGAACAAGAGCUAGAAGAAAGUAUUCUAGCCCGAUCAGAAGAGGAAUAUCAGCUUUUUGUGGAGAUGCAAGAAAGAUUGGAUGCAUUGCGCGAAAAGAAAAACCGUUUAUUGGCAAUGCAGUCAGCACCCUCACCAUCAGAAUCAAAAGCGUCGUCAAUAGCUACUUCUACUGGAACAAAGAAGCCAGUAAAGAAAAAGAAGAAGUCGAUUUUGGAUCUUGUAAGGGAGCAAGAAAAGGCAAGGAAAGAGAAGGAGCGGCUGGCAGCACAAGAGUUUGCCAAGAUGAGUGCAGCAGCUGAAGGUGACCGCAGAAUGACAAGUGAUGACGAUGAAAGUGACGAUGACGAAGAUAUUGAGGCUAUGAUGGACUGGAGAGCAAAGAGGUUCUAGGCGACCUUGAGUAGAAAAGUAGAAUAAUAAACACUCAU
Molecule: messenger RNA, 1405 nt
Organism: Lobosporangium transversale
Lineage: Eukaryota; Fungi; Mortierellomycota; Mortierellomycetes; Mortierellales; Mortierellaceae
Exons: 1
Coding region: 36-1367 (443 amino acids)
Biological process (GO): mitotic DNA replication checkpoint signaling; nuclear DNA replication; mitotic DNA damage checkpoint signaling
Cellular component (GO): spliceosomal complex; nucleus
Molecular function (GO): nucleic acid binding; zinc ion binding
Source: RefSeq, a predicted model, not a curated record